This is a messenger RNA of Leptonychotes weddellii (Weddell seal), 2117 nucleotides long. The record is from RefSeq and is a predicted model, not a curated record. Lineage: Eukaryota; Metazoa; Chordata; Mammalia; Carnivora; Phocidae.
CCGCCGCCGCACGUGCAGCCGCUUCGGGCCGUGGUGGCCUGUAUUCGCCUGAACCUGCUGCUGGGCGCCGGCAAUGGCGGCAGCGGCGGCGGGGACGCGCGUGUUCCUGGAGGUGCGGAGACGGUUGCAGAGCGCGCUGCUGAUCCUGGGGGAGCCUAAAGAAGGAGGUAUGCCCAUGGAUAUUUCUCUAGCGCCCUGCUCACUCCGGGUGAAGACCCCGGAAGGCUGCACAGAGCUCCAGCUUCCAGCAGAGGUCAGGCUCGUGCCUUCCUCCUGCCGCGGGCUGCAGUACGUCCCGGGAGAUGGACUGCACCUGCGGGUGCAGGUGCAGGCAGAACCCGACGACACCAAACUGAUUUCAGUGUUUAAUCAAAGCUCACAAGCCCAAGGAUGUUGCACAUUUUAUUGCCAGUCCUGCGGUGAAGUCGUAAUAAGGAACAGGAAGCUCCUCAGGGUGCUCCCAUUGCCGAGUGAGAACUGGGGAGCUCUAGUUGAAGAAUGGUGUUGUCAUCCUGACCCCUUUGCUGAUAAGCCACUUCAUCCACAAGAGAAUGACUGUUUUAUUGGAGACUCUUUCUUCUUGGUAAAUUUAAGAAGUGAUUUAUGGCAGCCAAGACCUGAACUAGCCCCAGUGGAAACACACUGUCCUUCUUCUGAGAACCAUUUUAAACUGAAACCAAAGGCAAAUACCAAAGUAAUUUGUAAGCGUUGCAAGGUAAUGUUGGGAGAGACCAUGUCAUCAGAAACCACCAAGUUUUAUAUAACAGAGAUAAUUAUUCAGCCGUCUGAAAGAAAUUUUUCCAUCAUACCAAGGUCUCAGUUUGUACAGAAUGUUAUCGCCCAGUGUCUGGUGGAACUCUCCUCUGCUAGAAGCACUUUUAGAUUCACUAUUCAAGGUCAUGAUGGCAAAGUGUACAUCUUGCUGUGGCUUUUAAACUCAGACAGCUUGGUGAUUGAAUCUUUGGGAAGUUCCAAGAGUAUCAAAAAAUUCCCCUUGUUGGAAGAUACCUUGAAGGCAGAUUCCAGUUCUGCCUGGAAUGCUGUCAAGGUCCUCUACCAGCCAUGCAUCAAAAACAGGAAUGAAAAGCUUUCCAGUGCUUGGGAAAGUGAUAUCAGCAUCCACUCUCUAACCCUGCCCUCUGCAACCUGCUUGGAGCUUCUGUUGAUAUUAUCAAGGAAUAAUGCCACGCUGCCGCCAUCCCUUCGCUCUGUGAAUUCCUUUCAGGAGAGAGCCCACAGAACCCACACUUCCAGAUGAUAAUAAUAAUAAGCACAAUGCAUGUAAUGCCUUGUCUGUCUCUUUGAAAUAAAUAAACAGUAGAGGCUCGGAAUUGAUUAGGUAAUAGUCUAAUAGUGGCAGAACCUGUACCUUUCUAACUCCAGAGUUUGUUCUCUUAACCUCCAUCUCUCCUGCGUCUGAGAGAAAUGGCAAAAACACCUGACAAAGACACUGUGAAUGCCACUUUCCCUUUCCUAGCUUUGCCCUAGAACAAAGAUUUUCAACCAUUAUUAGUAGCUUUGCUACUGUUAGCUUGCAGUCAAAUUGCCAAAUAGAUGUUUAACACAGAUGGUGUUACCCACUUCCAGCACCUUUUCCCUUUCUCCCAAGUCCCUCCCUCAUCACUUUGACACUCCUCUGGAUAUUUAUCUGUGCUCCUGGUAAAGGACGUGGUCAGAAUAGAAUAACAUAUGUGGUCUGAUCAACGGGAAGACCUCCCUGGUAGGCAGCUAAUUGUCACUGAGGUGGCAAAUGGGAAUUAAGAUGCUAACUAGUUGCUUAAGUUAUGACCCGUAGCUACUGAAUGUAACGUUGAACUUAUCUAUGACUCUUGACAAUGGAAAAAUACUCAUGAGCUCUCUGAGGCUGAUGAGAAGGUCACAUACAUUGCUGAGAAAUGAGUAAACAUGGGUUGGCUCUACUUCUGAAGGAUUGUGGCUGUAUCCUAAGAUAACUUCAGGAUCAGUGUAUAUUGCUUGAUAUACCUCUGUGGUAAAACAAGAUGGAUUUUCCUAUGAAUUAUAGCUCAGGAAAUUGUUUUAAAAAGUUGCUGCAAGGGAAUGCUUCCGAACUCAUUUUACAAUGCCAGCAUUACCCUGAUACCAAAACCAGACAAGAA